This is a messenger RNA of Hyaloperonospora brassicae, 1035 nucleotides long. The record is from the annotation of a GenBank genome assembly. NCBI's taxonomy places the organism in Eukaryota, Oomycota, Peronosporomycetes, Peronosporales, Peronosporaceae.
AUGCGCAGACUAUGCAUUGUGGCUGCUGGUUUCGGCGGCCUCCUCGCGGAAUCCGCCGCCGGGCCACUAGCCGACGGUCACCAAACGAGUUCGAGUGCUGCUGAGCUACAUCGGCUGCGCCAUGACAAGGCUAAGUCCGACCAGCGCAGACUCGUGCAGCCACACGGCUCAGUGGAACACAUGACAGCGUCCGAGGCUCCGAGGCUCUCGACAUCAUACGAGACCGACCGCAUGCUCCACAAGAGCGAGGAUCGUGGUGUGACGGCCGAACCGAUUCGGAGUUUCGGGGCGAUCAUGGCGGACUUUUUGAACCGCGGACUCCACCCAAAUAAAAUGUUUGAGGGGCUCUCUCUCCACGAAAAAGUCGCCCGCCCUGGUGAAAUUGCCAUGGACCCUGAUGCCGUGAUCAUGUGGCUGGAGUAUGCCAAAAAGCAUCCUAAUAUGACCAUCAUGAAGGCGCUGGAGAUGCUUACGAGCAAGAGCAAGAGCGAGAUCGAGAGCAAGGACGACUACCGAAAUAACCGCCUUUUGUUGGACGAACUGCUGGUGCACUAUAAGGUCAAGAACGAAAACCCCAUCAUUAACGAGGCACUGAAAUUGCUGAUCAGUGAAAUGGCACCACACGAGUCGAGCUUGGCAAUAAAAGAGUUGGAGAAGAUGGAAGUGAGUUCUCGCGAUCUUUUUGAUCUCCUCGGCCUUAAAGCCAAAGACGCGCUUGCUAAGUCACCAGAAGCAGCAAUAUUUUGGCUCAAGUAUAUUGUGCACGCGGCGUGGGUAAAAACUUACCCACCCCAAUGGGAUGCUAGGCUCAACCCAGACCACUUGUUCCCUAUGGAAGCGGUGAGACUUUUGGUUAAGGGCAGAAGUCCGGGCGAUGUUCAAAAACUUAUCGGUGAGAUUAAGAGUAGCUCAAGGUUAGAGCUUGUCGAAAUCCUCUACUACCUAGAGAAUCCAGCAACAGUAGAGGCGGUGUUGCGAUCUGCGAAACAAAAGAAGGGACCGAAAAAAAAAGCUAAGAAACGUGGGAAAAAGUGA